UACACCCUACCCUCCUCAGACCCCACUCGUGGGAUCACACUGGGUAUGUUGUUGUUGCUCUUGUUAAGAAAGUAGGAUUUUAAUUUACUGUUAGAUUUGAGUGAAAGUCUUGAGAAAAUUGUUGGGCUUAAUCAGGUGUUGAACAUCUGUUUUAUGAUUGGUAAGAUACAACACUAGUUUAAUUUUCAGGAAAAUAUAGUGAGUGACUGUUGGGUUGUUGAUUCGGAUUAGCUGUCUAAAUAGAAAUGGCUGAUAAUAUUUUUCAAGUAAUGGUCAAAACAAGAGCCUUUCCUCUAAAUGAUUAAAAGAAGGCUUGGUGAUUCUUGCUAUUGAUGUUCUUGUAUGUUCAAUGCUCCUUCAUGUGAUAGUUCAUGUCUAUAUGGGGCUUUGAUUUCCUUGAUAUUAUAAUAUGAAGCUGUUUAGAUUUCUCGUGGGCGUAACGAGUUCUAGUCUAUUUUUAAAUUUAGAGGAAAAUUAGUAUUACAGUCAUUGUUAUUUGCCUGCCUAAGUUAAAUCAUUGUCCUAAAGCAAAUGAAGAAAUUGAUCAUUUUGGUAGAAUGAGCAGUUCAUGGAGGGUAUGCACUUGGUUGAUUUACAUUGAGAACCAACUAAAUGAACUUUUGUGGGUUACGGUUGAAUCAAAAGUAUGUUAAAACCAAAAAUAAAAUGGAUGACGUCAGUCAAUAAAGCCGGUCUAGGAACGGUAGAGACCGUGAUUUUCACAUUGCACUUUCACUCGCUUUCUUUGUGCUCUGCUCCAUCGAGAUAUCCUUCAACUUUAGAGGCGUCCAUUUCAUACAUAUUCACCAUGGCUCCAGCAACAGCAGAUGCCAUCGAGCCUAGAGUGGAGUCUCUUUUAGGGUUUAUCGAACCACCAGCCGACGACACCGUGGAAGGCAACUCUCUAAGUCUCAAGUUGGUGCCAUGGAUAAGUUGGGAUGAAUGGAACUCUAUUCGAGAUUCCCUUUUCUCUUCUUCUCCUCCAUCUGUUGCUUUUGCUCUUCAAAGGAUAUCGACCUGGAGGAGCAGAGGAUGCCUUCCUGUCGCAGUGGAUGUUACAGCUUCAAUUAUAGAAAUUCAACAGAAAGAUCCCUUUUUCAGGAAGGACCUAGGCGGAAAUGCUCUGCAGUCAGAAGAAAUGCUUUCUAUGCUAUAUUGCAUGGCAAUUAUGAGGCUUGUAAAUGGCAUUGUUGAGAAGACCCGAAAGAAGGCAGUAAUCUCAAUUGCUGAGGCAGCAAAUGCUAUUGGCAUUCCACGUAUGCUCAUUGAUGUUCGCCAUGAGGGCUCUCAUCGUGAUCUUCCUUCACUGCAGUUGGUCCGUCUUGCCUCUACCAAGGCGCUUGACUGGUUGAAAUCAUAUUAUUGGGAACCUCAAAAGAAUGCGAUCCGAAGGGAUUCGACUGCCAAUCUGAGGAACGAAAUUAAACAUAAACUGCUAGAGAUGGCUUUCUGUUUGAAAGUGAAGCAGACUAACAGUUUGCAUACUUCAGGAAAACGAAUAAGACUUGGGCAACUUUGUGCUAGAAAUAAGUUUCUCCCUUUCAUUUCUGGGAAGCUACCAUAUUCUAAAACUUCUGGUUCUAAGAAACAGAUUACUAGAGCUAUGAAGGCCAUUCUUCGAUUAUAUAAUUCCUCAUCUUCAGAAGUUGCAUCUGUACUUUUGGAGCUCAUGCUGCAGACAGUAGAUUCCUCAAAUUUGCCAGGGGACUCGGAGAAUGCUCUAACAAUCAAUGAAACUAUAGACUUGCAUGGUGCAUAUGAUGACUGGAAACCAAUCCUGAAGAAAUUAUCAAAUAGAGAACCGGAUUUGCUUCUGACUCUUCUCAGGGCAGCCCUAGACAAGAUUGAGACUAUGGAAGCCACAAAGCAUGAGCUUGGUGCAAAUGCCCUCUCAGGAAAUGCAAAUGAAUCUCUUUUGAUUGGACAAUUAUCUUACCUGUGUGAACAGAUAGUUGCAAACCUGAAGACACUAAAGCCUCUUAACCAUAAUGAUCUUGGUGCUGAUGGGGAAGACGACUCAAGAAAAUUUUGUCUUCCAGAAGCCACACUACAAGAACUAUUACGUAAAUGUUUAUUCUUGUCCUCUCACGACAAUAAUCAGCUGAUGAAGUCUGCUCUUGUCAUUGCUCAGAUGAUGGGAAGGAACUCUUUCAUCCAUAAGUUAAAUAAGCUCUGUUCACUGAGUGUGUUUGAUUCAGAGAUUAUUCACUCAGAUCCUUCCACCAAUAGUUCAGAAAGCUUCCUACUAUCCAGAGAAGAAGAUUCUCUUGGCCAAGCUGCACAGAAGCUUGAACUGAUUAUGCGUCGAGUUGUAAAGGGCAAUAACAGGGACACAACAGAUACUGGGAGCCAAUGGGUAGUUGCAAAAACAUGGAAAGCAUGCCCCAUUGGUAUGCUGCCCCAUGCAUUUGGUUCUACUGGCCGUCUUCCGAUUCUUGAUUUUGUUGAUGAUUCAGCAGAAGGUGCAAAAUCAUCAGACAAUGAAAUCCCAGAAACCCAUAAUUGUGGAUGCAAGCGUGCGAUCGAAUGCUUGGACGAUCCUAAUAUGAAGAAAAUGAGGAAGACACUGGAGCCUGGUGAUAAUCAGUGGGCGGAGAAUAUGGAGAUUGAAAACGAUUUUCUCUCGGACGAAAAUGGUCAUAACGACGUGCCUCUGGAAGGUUCAAAAGGCCACCUGAUGAUUGAUGGAGUGUGGAAGAAGGUUUCAACGGAGGAGCUGUGUGAUAUUGCAGCAGCUGUGAAGAUUUUGAUUUAAACAAAGCCUUGUGAGAUGGCCUCACUUUCCGGGGGCCGGGGGCGUUCUUAGGGAGCAAAAUGAAAAGGGUUUUCUGUUGUACAUCUACCACCAGUUUUGCAGCUUAUAGAUUAUUGGGCUACAGAUUUUGCUCGUAAUUCCAGAUAUUUAACAUUGCCUUCCCUGCUUAAUGGUGCUGUUAGAUUUUGUGGUUAAUGAUAUAAUUUUGGUCAUGCUACAAUUGACAUUGUUUCAUACUAAAUUCAAUGAAGUAUUACGUGUAUUUAUAC
Messenger RNA from Lycium ferocissimum, 3024 nucleotides. RefSeq lists its product as uncharacterized. The transcript is spliced from 12 exons. The record is from RefSeq and is a predicted model, not a curated record. Gene Ontology annotation, biological process: maturation of 5.8S rRNA; maturation of LSU-rRNA. Gene Ontology annotation, cellular component: preribosome, large subunit precursor; Las1 complex. NCBI's taxonomy places the organism in Eukaryota, Viridiplantae, Streptophyta, Magnoliopsida, Solanales, Solanaceae. The coding region runs from base 647 to 2755 and encodes 702 amino acids. Gene Ontology annotation, molecular function: endonuclease activity.